GAAACGUAAAUCAGGCGAAGCAUUUAGGGAUUACUUCGACUAUAUCUACGGAAUCGUUACAAGUGAGACAGUGUUUUACAACGGCCUCAGAAUGGUAUUUUAUUCUUUUCACCUCGGAUGGAAUAUCAAGCACGAGCAAGGAUCCCCUCAAUAUUCGAUUUUCAGAAUUUGCUUUGAAGGAAGGAUCAGAGAAAGAAAAAGAUUUGCGUAAAAACGUGAAGCGAGUUAUGGAGGUCAUCGUUGGGUUGUUGAAGAAUAGGCUGGAAUGCGUGGAUGAAGAACCUGAUAGGAAAAGGGUUAGG
Funneliformis caledonium is the source of this 302-nucleotide messenger RNA. Lineage: Eukaryota; Fungi; Glomeromycota; Glomeromycetes; Glomerales; Glomeraceae. The record is from the annotation of a GenBank genome assembly.